GCUACUUAUCAAUGUGUCUGGUGUCAUCUGUUCUUUCUCUCCUGAAUGUUUUGAAAAGAAAGGUUAAUAAGAAUAAAUAAUAUGCCGCAAAUACUUAACAAACUGGUUAAUACAAUGUAUUAUUUUACGCGUCAUAAAUUCGUGCCAGCUUCCUUGGUUGUGAGAAAUAUAGCCACCGUGAAACGAUUUUAUAGAAGGACGAACAUACUUUCGAGCGGCGACAAGUUUGAGAUUACUCUGGACCAGAAGAAGCUGAAGACACCGCAGGGUAAGGUAUUCGAGGUGAACAGCAAGCCUCUGGCUUUAGCCGUAGCCGCCGAAUGGGAUGCACAGAAGGAAACAAUCGAUAGAGGAAGCAUGCACCUGACGUCCUUGUGCAACACCGUAUUGGACAAUCCGCACAAUCAUACCAAGAUAAAUCUAGUCAAUCAUAUAGUGAACUGUUUAGAAAUGGAUACGAUCUUAUUUUAUUCGAGUGAAGUGGAUGAACUAUAUCAGUUACAAGUGGAAAAGUGGGAACCUAUAGUUCGUUGGUUUUGCGAGCAUUAUGAUGUAGAUAUUGCGAGAACUCAGAGUAUAGAAGCGCCCACGGUGUCUAUGGAAACCAAAGCUGCAUUAACAAAACAUUUAAUGUCGCAUAAUUUCAAUAGUAUUUAUGGUCUUGUAUAUGCAGUGGACGGAUUAAAAUCAGUUAUUCUAACUCUCGCCACAGCUGCAAGAGUAAUUAAUAUCCCGGAAGCUGUAAAUCUUUCACGCUUAGAAGAAGAAUAUCAGAUAUCUCACUGGGGCAACGUGGAAUGGCAUCACGAGUACAGUAAACAAGAUUUGCAGGCUCGUCUAUCAGCGGCGAUGUUAUUUGUAUAUUUGAACUCUCAUUCCGCCACUUCUCGACUCAAAAAUGACGCCCCUAAUGUAAGCUAGUCCUAUUUAAAUUAUCAAAGAAUCACUACUAAUAGAUAUAAAAUUUGUAAAAACAACAUAUUUACUGUAAUAUAACAUUGUCUGUAA
Messenger RNA from Temnothorax curvispinosus, 1008 nucleotides. RefSeq names its product ATP synthase mitochondrial F1 complex assembly factor 2. The coding region runs from base 82 to 921 and encodes 279 amino acids. Lineage: Eukaryota; Metazoa; Arthropoda; Insecta; Hymenoptera; Formicidae. Gene Ontology annotation, cellular component: mitochondrion. The record is from RefSeq and is a predicted model, not a curated record. The transcript is spliced from 6 exons. Gene Ontology annotation, biological process: mitochondrial proton-transporting ATP synthase complex assembly.